AUGGGAUGUGGCACCUCUGUUGCCACGGAAACACAAGUGAUGAAACUGGAAGCCGAUGAGGCAGUUAAGGCUCCCAGUCCAGCUCUAACUAUGAAGGCAGCUGUUUUGAUCCAGCGAUGGUACCGGCGCUACAUGGCCCGUCUUGAGAUGAGACGCAGAUACACCUGGAACAUCUUUCAGUCCAUUGAAUAUGCCGGAGAACAGGACCAGCUGCAGCUCUCUAGUUUCUUCAGUUUCAUGCUGGACAACUUCACUCAACUUAAUGAAAACGGGCCAGAUCUGAUCUCCCAGCUGCUGGACCCAGUGGUUGACCCCUGGUUAGAAAGAGAGACCUGUUACAACCUGAUCUCUGUCCCUGAGACUUACACCGGACCGCGGAUAUCUUUUCCUCUCUCUGUCUCUGAUACUAGCAUUCUCCUCAGUGCAUUUAAGGAGCAGCAGAUUUUACAUGCCAGAUAUGUUUUGCAACUGCUGUACGAGACCAAAAAACUCCUCAAACAGAUGCCAAACAUCACACAUUUUUCAACAUCCUACACAAAGGAGAUCACUAUUUGUGGUGAUCUGCAUGGCCGGCUUGAUGACUUACUUCUAAUAUUUUAUAAGAAUGGACUUCCUUCUGCUGAGACGCCAUAUGUGUUCAACGGGGACUUUGUGGACCGUGGGAAAAAAUCAGUUGAAGUAGUCAUUCUCCUCUUUGCCUACUUGUUGCUUUAUCCCGACUACAUGCACCUCAACCGAGGAAACCAUGAAGACCACAUCAUGAAUCUGAGAUAUGGAUUCACAAAAGAAGUCAUGCAGAAGUACAAGACUCAUGGGCGUGAGAUUCUCCAGCUAUUUCAAGAUGUCUUCAGCCUUCUACCAAUAGCAACAGUCAUUGAUGGAAAGAUCCUGAUUGUGCAUGGAGGUAUUUCAGACCAGACUGACUUGGACUUCCUCAGCUGCAUAGAGAGGCGCAAGGUGAAAUCUGCCCUUAGGUUUCCUAGACGCAGUUUAGAGCAGCUGGAUAUCAGUCAAUCCUGCAAACACGGCAAAAGAAUGAGGUCAACGGACAGCUCAAGACCCAACAGCAGUCGUAGCUACAAGAGCCAAGGAACACCCAACCCCAGAAAGAAGAGAUGCAGGCUCAACCGACAAGAUAGUGCAGCAUCUUCUUCUUCCUCCUCAUCAUCUUCAUCCUCUUCUUCACUGUGCUCUCCUCAAACUCCUUCCUGCCUUUCUCCUCGUCCAUUGCCAUCCACUCCCAGCAUGCCUCAUGGUGUCCUUAAUGUGCCUUUCCUGGACUCUAUGUCUUCCAUUCCCCUUCCAUCACCUCCACAACAUGAACAGGAAUGGAAGCAGAUUGUUGAUAUAUUGUGGAGUGACCCUAAAACCCAAGAAGGCUGCAACCCCAACACAUUCCGGGGUGGAGGCUGCUACUUUGGCCCGGACAUCACUCAAAGACUGCUGGUCCAACACGGGCUGCAGCUGAUCAUCCGCUCGCAUGAGUGCAAACAAGAGGGAUAUGAGCUCUGUCAUGGUGGAAAGGUGAUCACCAUCUUCUCAGCAUCAAACUAUUAUGAGGAGGGAAGUAACCGAGGCGCUUACAUCAAACUGGGGAGAGAACUGGUUCCUCGCUUCUACCAGUACCAAGUCAGCCGGACAACUCGCAGACUUACUCUGACACAGAGGGUACGAGCUGCUGAAGGCUCCGCUCUCAGAGCCUUAAAGGAGAAGCUGUUCGCUCAUCGCUCUGAGCUCGUGGCAGGCUUCCAGCAGUACGACCAAACUGGCACGGGUAGCGUGUCAGUCAGUGAAUGGGCUCAGGUGUUGGAGACUGUGCUGAGACUGGACCUGCCCUGGAGGACACUUCGUCCACAUUUAGCUCAUCUUGCACCAGAUGGCUGUGUUGAAUAUCAGUCCUGCUUUGAAAAUGUAGGACCUGGAGUUUCUCUACCUCAGGUGACUCCAAACUUGGCAGAAACUCUUUUCAGAUACAGGACGGACAUUGAGAUAAUUUUCAACAUUAUAGACAAAGAUCAUUCAGGUCUGAUCUCCAUCGAGGAAUUUCGUCACACCUGGCGCCUUUUCAGUGCUCACCUGGGCGUUGCCAUCGACGACAGAGCCAUUGAUGACCUUGCCCGCAGUAUUGACUUCAACAAAGAUGGCAGUAUAGACUUCACAGAAUUUCUUGAGGCUUUUAGGGUGGUGCAUAAACUGGACAACAAGGAUUCACAACUCCAGGAAAAGAUGGGUAAAGGGAGAUAUUCAUGAAGAGGAACAAAAGCGCUAAACUGUGGAAGUAACCAGCUGUGAUGGAAAAUUAAGCCUUGGCCACUUGAUUAACCAAAACUG
Cololabis saira (Pacific saury) is the source of this 2331-nucleotide messenger RNA. RefSeq names its product protein phosphatase, EF-hand calcium binding domain 1 (gene ppef1). Bases 1 to 2250 code for a protein of 749 amino acids. NCBI's taxonomy places the organism in Eukaryota, Metazoa, Chordata, Actinopteri, Beloniformes, Belonidae. Gene Ontology annotation, molecular function: iron ion binding; calcium ion binding; manganese ion binding. The record is from RefSeq and is a predicted model, not a curated record. Gene Ontology annotation, cellular component: nucleus; cytosol. Gene Ontology annotation, biological process: detection of stimulus involved in sensory perception. The transcript has 18 exons.